This is a messenger RNA of Nicotiana tabacum (common tobacco), 503 nucleotides long. The record is from RefSeq and is a predicted model, not a curated record. Lineage: Eukaryota; Viridiplantae; Streptophyta; Magnoliopsida; Solanales; Solanaceae.
UUCUUUCUGUAUUGAAGGGUAUUGCAAAAUUGCCUUUCAUUGAAGAAGCGCGGCUCCUAGCAGAGGUUGCAAAAAUUGAACAUUCUUUGACGGAAGAAGAAACACGAAGAAACAGUGUGAUGUGUGAUAUGCUUUUUGUGUCAUUAUCUCAUCCUUUGUCUCCAUGCAUUUUCUCUCUUGAUGAUCGCUGUAAGAAGCUUACAGACAACGAACGUUUCAAAGUCAAGGAGCAGUUGGACCCAAUAGCUAGGUCUUCUUGCAGCGGUGGUAUGAACGGAUACCUAUCCCUUUGCAUGGGAGAUCCUUGUCCUCCAAUUUUUAGAUCACCUAUUGAAGGGAUGGAGGAUAUUAAGCAAAAUCAAGUCAUAUGUGCAAUAUACAGACUUCCCGAUACUCGUAAACAUAUCGCUCGGCCAAUGGAAGGGGUUAUUUUCCCAAAGAAGGUACAUAAUGCUGAACAACUUACUCCAACCGAUCUUUUACCAUGAAUCUAUUUGUUUCUG